GCAUGCGUCAGCGCCGUCGGUAGAUCCGUUCAAUUCCGCAAGGUCGAUCUCAGCCCCGCUAGCUGACAAACAUGAUGUCCCUUGCUGCUCGUUCGGGGACGUUUUCCCCUUACUUACAAGCUACAAAUUAUGUCGUGGCGGGUCCACUAAAGCCUCUCAUACCCGGCGUCGUCGUGAAGACCGAUAAAAUGUUGAUGGACACGAAGAAACCGUUCCUGUGCCGCGAGUCCUUGUCUGGGCAGAGCGCUAAGAGCGGCCUCGCCGUAUCCAUCAGCCUCAACGCUCGUUCUUCAGUCCGUUUCGCCCACACAGACAUCAAGAUCCCUGAUUUCUCUGACUAUCGCCGACCUGAGGUUUUGGACUCAAAGAAGUCCUCACAAGAGAGUGGUGAUGUCCGGCGGGCCUUCUCCUAUCUGGUCACAGGUUCCACUGCUGUGAUUGGAGUCUAUACAGCCAAGACAGUUGUCACACAGUUUAUCUCCUCCAUGAGUGCCUCAGCUGACGUGUUGGCUCUGUCCAAGAUUGAAGUCAAGCUAUCAGACAUCCCUGAGGGUAAGAACAUGACCUUCAAAUGGAGAGGGAAGCCCCUGUUUGUGCGCCACAGAACAGAAAAAGAGAUUGCAACUGAAGCAGAUGUCAAUCUCUCAGAGCUCCGGGACCCCCAGCACGACAAAGACCGUGUUCAGAACCCGACCUGGGUUAUUGUCAUCGGUGUGUGCACCCAUCUGGGCUGUGUGCCCAUUGCUAAUGCUGGUGACUAUGGUGGCUAUUACUGCCCAUGCCACGGCUCUCAUUACGACGCAUCUGGUCGCAUUAGGAAAGGCCCUGCUCCACUCAAUCUGGAGGUGCCCUUCUACGAGUUCCCAGACGAUGAUACAGUGAUUGUAGGAUAAAGGACUAUACUAUAAUACUAUAAUCAACGAUGAACAUGCGCUUUACUUGUUUGAUUUUUGUCUAGUUUCAGACACAUUAUCUGCAUUGACUCGAUGGGUAACAAAGGUUAAUUGUAAGUAAUAAAGUGUAUUUUAUCUGAUGGAAACCUCACUCAGCUCUUAUUUAUUCAGUCUCAAUAUACGGCAUCACAUGGGUUGUUUAAUUUUACGCAUUGCAGGUUUUUCAGAUAAGGAACAAAUUAGAUCUUUACAUUGCCAUAACGCACAAUUGUUCAAGUGAUAAAGACAGAAACUGUAGAAAGUCAGGUAGGUGAUGUUUGCAGAGUGUAGGUGAACAAAAAAUUAGCAAUUUAUAAUACACAAGCAAUGAGACUUCACUUCACUGAUAUUUUCUUUUGUUAUAAUCAGUGAUAAAGUGACAACUGUUUGAUUGUGGCUUGGUUUCAGUGAAAGCUGAUGAGAAUAGCAAAAAAUUUGAAAUGUGUAAGUGUUAAAAAUGCUCUUUCUGAUACGUGAAUAAACAGAACUAUAAGGUGUAUUUAAUGUGUACAGAGAUAUGAACUAAAUAAAACGGUCUGAUCACUG
This is a messenger RNA of Rhinichthys klamathensis goyatoka, 1478 nucleotides long. It is a transcript of the gene uqcrfs1, whose product is annotated as cytochrome b-c1 complex subunit Rieske, mitochondrial. Gene Ontology annotation, biological process: mitochondrial electron transport, ubiquinol to cytochrome c. Bases 72 to 893 code for a protein of 273 amino acids. Gene Ontology annotation, cellular component: membrane. Gene Ontology annotation, molecular function: quinol-cytochrome-c reductase activity; 2 iron, 2 sulfur cluster binding. The record is from RefSeq and is a predicted model, not a curated record. The transcript has 2 exons. Lineage: Eukaryota; Metazoa; Chordata; Actinopteri; Cypriniformes; Leuciscidae.